AAGAUGUUGGUGCACGAUCUUCUAGUGCUCUCUUUGGCACUUGGUGCAGCUUUUGCUGACAAAUGUGAAUAUGCUUCUAUCUCUGAGAAGAAGCAGAACAUCCUGAACCUGUUGGCAUGCUGGAAUGAUGAGGCUGCAAAUAGCAAAUCAGAUUCUGGGUACCCUACUGGAGGUUCUGACUAUGGAUACAGGAAUUGUAAGGAAAUCAAGAGUUCAGACAGAUAUGCUAAAGAUGGAAUUUACACUCUGACCACUGAAGAUGGAGCGAUCUACCAAACCUUCUGUGAUAUGACAACCAAUGGUGGAGGUUGGACACUGGUGGCAAGUGUACAUGAGAACAACAUGAAUGGAAAAUGCACACCAGGAGAUCGUUGGUCCAGCCAGCAGGGAAACAACCCUAAUAAUCCAGCAGGAGAUGGGAACUGGGCGAAUUAUGCCACAUUUGGGCUACCAGAUGGUGCAACUAGUGAUGAUUACAAGAAUCCAGGGUAUUAUGAUAUCACUGCCGAAGAUCUGAGCCUGUGGCAUGUUCCCAAUAACACACCCUUGCCUCUCUGGAGGAAUUCAUCUCUUUUGAGAUAUCGUACGGACAACAGUUUCUUUAAACAGGAGGGUGGCAACCUCUUCCAGCUAUACAAGAAAUACCCUGUGGUUUACAAUAUUGGAACCUGUUUGGCACACAAUGGACCUGCUGUUCCUGUUGUGUAUCACCAUUCUUUCUGUACAGAUGAGUUCACUGCCGGCUAUGUCCAGUUCCGAGCUAUUAACACGGAAAGAGCUCCCCUGGCUCUUUGUGCUGGUGUAAAAGUGACAGGCUGCAAUGUAGAGCAUCACUGCAUUGGAGGAGGUGGAUACAUGCCAGAGGCAUCACCUCGUCAGUGUGGAGACUUUGCAGCCUUUGACUGGGACGGCUAUGGAACACACAAUGGAUGGAGUACCUCCAAGGAGAUCACUGAGGCGGCUGUCUUUCUCUUCUAUCGUUAAUCUGUAAACAUUUGUCCAUAGUCUUCCCUCAAGUUUUUGUUUACUUCAAUGAAGUAAAU
Molecule: messenger RNA, 1043 nt
Organism: Nanorana parkeri
Lineage: Eukaryota; Metazoa; Chordata; Amphibia; Anura; Dicroglossidae
Product: intelectin-1a-like
Exons: 6
Coding region: 4-984 (326 amino acids)
Molecular function (GO): oligosaccharide binding
Source: RefSeq, a predicted model, not a curated record